UGCGACAUAACCCCAAAAUAAUCAAAAACCCGCCAAACAAUCGACCCAAAAUUGGGUUGUUACAACAGUGUUUCUAGUAAUGACAAAAUCAUAAACAAUAACAGACUGUUUUAAUUAUUGAAAUCUUAUUGCACAACAUAAUGCCAACAAUGAGUGAAGAGUUCACGAUAGAUUCCGAUCCUUUGAGCUACUUUGAAUCGGUCCUCGACAAAGCCGGAAUACUUUUAAAUCCCAACGAAGAAACACACACUUUAAAACAUGAACAGGCCCUGGUUGUGAGAACUAUGAAGGAGCACUUCAAGUCUCCAGAUUCGAACACUGAGGAAUUCAUUAAAGGUUUAAAAUUGUACUGCAACGAUCUCGAUUCGUUUCGCAAAUGUUUGAAUUGUACGUUUAUGAAAAAGUCUGGAGAAGACCAAAGAACCUUAUUAGAAAAUAAACAGGAAAGUGUAAUUAAACUCCUCUUGAGGGUGCAGGAACUCCAAGAUGACAUAUUGGACUUGAUUUUUGAAGAAAUAACCAAAGAUGUAAUGGAACCACAAACAGACACAUCAUGGCUGCGCCUUUUGUUAAAUUCCUUGCGCUAUAUAACCCAAAUAAAAGACCCAGAAUCUGUAUGCACCAAACUGCUAGACAUCGUUGAGGUUUCAAGUUUGGCCUCCCAAUUGGAGAUUUUGGAUGCUAUUCCAGAAAUAAUCCCUGACAGCCAAUAUAGAAAAACUGCAGAAGAAUUGUGCAGAAUAUUAAAUGACAGUGAAGACACUUUGUCUGGUGCAAUUAUCGAUUGUCUGAACGCAUUGAACCUCGAAUGCGAUAUAAGGACAGUCGUUAAAGAGAGAAUUUUAUCAUCCAUAGUGGCUGGUACCUCUCUCAAAAUGUUCCCCAUGUUAUUAGAAUUUCUUUUGACUGAUAACAAAAGUGGAAUAGCCUCUCACUUGUUUCAGAGUGUAAGGGACACAUUGAACACAAGUAUGCCUUCUGAAAGUGAAGAAGACCCAUCUCAUAAAAUAUUUAUUUUUCAAAAGAUGGAAUCAUAUUGUCGCAAGUCAAAGGCCACUACAGAUGGGUGGAUUAACAUGAUCCAGAACAUUAAAGAGCACAAUGCCACCAAACCCAUUGAUCUAUUGUUGCUGUUUAUGGUACACACAACCAUCAAAUCAAAAAGGAAAGUUGUUGAGGCUAUAAUUAAGAAAAAAAUCUCAUCUGGCAUAUUCAGAAUAAAACUGCUUGAAAACGUGUUCACGAAUUAUAUUCCAGAACAACUUUUUAAAGAUUAUUUCACGUCGAUGCUCCAAAUUGGGUGCCAUUUACUCAAAUUUCCCAACGACCUCGUUGUAACCGAAUUUGCUAUAACCAUGUUCAAAAUUAUAUUUUCACAUAAAUACACAGAAAUAAUCCUUAGAAGGGAACUGCUUGAUUCUUUGAUACUCAUCAGUGGGACUCUUAAUUCAAACACGUCUGCCUGCAUCGUCUUAAAACUAAUGUCGUACUUCCUUGACGACAUAUCCACCCUCCAGUGCCACACCACACAAUUAAUGUUGCUCAUGGAAAAACUCGACAUCUAUCAGUUGAACGACGUGAAACAGGUGUUCGAAAUAUUGUGCGCCCUGACUUGCGGAGAACACGCGGACGAGGCCGUCUCUGGAAUCAAGGACGAAAUCCACAUAAUCGUACGCAAACAACUGUCCAGCUCCAAGCGGACGAUCAAGCACAGGGGAAUAGUGUCGGCGGUGGUGAUGGCCAAACAUCUGGCAAUCACCAGCGAAGAUCAAUCGGAACUGAGCAUUUCCGAUGAAUCUUUAAUUUCUAUUGCCAGUUUACCCGCAGGAAAGGCCAGAGAUGCCGCCGUUCUAUUGGAACUGGCCACUGCCAGCUGCGCAUCUUCCGCCGACCUAAUGGGGUUGUUCUACGAUCAACUGGCGUCGAUGUUGAUAACGACGAAAUACCUAGAUAGACAUUUCAUGGGUUGGCUCUACGAAACCAUCACGGACUGCUUUCAAAACAAAUACGUCACCGAAAUUUUGCCGGACAAAAUAAUGGGUCUGAAAUUCAGCAUGCAGUACGAGCUAAACAGCCGCGAGGAGUUGGAGACGCCGCUGGGAAUAAACAUUGGAAGGCUGACGAUGGACAUGGAAAGCACGGAUUCAAUUUUAUUGCUGGCGCCCCAUUUUCGACUGUUGAGACUUUUGCACUAUCGCCAGCAAAACGGGGACUUGUCCUCCAUUGACGCGCUGCUCGGUUGCGCUGUGGUCAUGCCAGUGGUGGAGGACUUGGAAGAUCUGAACCUUGAGCAGAUCAAGCAGGUGUCUAGUUGCUUAUUUCACUGCGUGAACUGGUUUAGGGAGAUCAUUAGCGCAUUUGUAACUCAGGACAGCCAAAUGCUCAGGACUAAAGUUCUGAAGCGUUUACAAAAUUUAAUAGACUUAGAGUUGAUGUUGCUGGAGUAUGUGGAAAAAGUACCAGACUAUAAAUUACCAGUGAGUUAUUUCGAUUCAGUGUCUCAAAUGACUCGGCAAAAGUCUCCACUGAGAGAGAGAAAGUCGGUAAACCCCAGGAAAAAGCUAAAGACCAGCGAAACUGUCAACGACAAUGACACAACCGUGGGCAGCGUGGCGAACACACAAUCAGCUCCAACUCAAAGGGGCAGACCUGGGGCAAAAAAGCAAUCAGGCGACCAUGCGAUUAUUUUCAGAGAAGUUGACACGGAUGUGAUAAAAUUGUUGAAGUAUACGCUAAAAUCGAACGGUGAAGCAAACUCUCAAGAUGAAGGAUUCCAUUUAAAUAUUCACCAAUUGAAAUUCAUCCUUAAGGAUUUCGCCUCCAAGUUGAGCGUAUUGACCAAGGGUAAGGAACGUGGAUUAUCCCACUUGAACGCAGUUGCUCCAAUCAACAUGAUAACGGAUUGUGUAAAAAUCUUACCGAAAAUCAAAAAACACUUAGAAACGGUGACUGAAGAAUUGAACGAACUGCUGAAAGAAUCUGACGGAAGGCCCGACCUACCCAUAAUGUAUACGGAAGAAGCCAUCAACGUGAAAACGUGUUUUGGACUUAUAAUUGAAUGUUUAUUUUAUAUCUUUGGUUGGCCGGGAUUCCAGAACACCAAAAACUCGGAUCUCCUCGCUAAACUGAUCAAAUCUUUUGAUGCUACUGAAACCCAAUCAUAUAAGUCGGUUAAAGGGCUUGUUACGGUUUUUAUACAAAUUUUAUCGGGCUAUACGGAUCAAUGUUUGGAUAUUCAACACGCAGUAUACUUGAUUAAAACCAUUGAAGUCUUGUCGAACACAAUAGAUCCUGCCACUGACGUGAAAAAGAUGAUCAUAACAACCAGUUCGAAGCUUUUGAGUAAACGCUGGUAUAAUAGCAAAGGUGUAUUGAACACUGGGAAGGAGUGUAAUGCUGCCAUUGAUGUUCUAGUGAAAAAUUAUCUAAACAAUGCCAAUUUGAGGACGCUCUGCGGUCUCAUCGGCACAAUGCAAGAAGAGGUGCCUGUCUUAAAACAAAAAGAAGACUGUUUACACAUGCUAGCGAGUAUCGACAAACAAAACUUUCACAUUUUUUACAUGAACAUUUGUUUAGCUUUACAUAACAGAGUAAAAAUCGACGUACAAUCCUUGACAAAUCAACAACACUUGGAAUUGUGGAACAACGUGGCCUUGGCGAUGCAGGGUCUAAUGUCUGUGGCCAAGAUGCAAGAGACGAAAAACAAUUUAACUAGCUUCUUAAAAAAAUCAAUUGCUAUUUUAAAAACAUUCAUGAGUCACGGCAUUCCCAUUUUGGAAAUUGCGCUGAGGCACAAUCCAGAUGAAGUACUGGUCAUCUUUAAGACCAUGCAGACUAGCACUAGAUUUCUCCAUCACUUGUGCUGCUAUUCAAAACUAACCAAAGACACGGGAAUUAUGUCGUACGUGCCUCAAUUCCGUCUCAUUCUCGAAACUCUUAUUUAUAGGGUGAAAGCCGCCCUAGUGGCCAAUAAUUGUUCGGCGGCCUUUUGGAUGGGGAAUCUCAGAAACAGAGAUCUACAAGGUGAAGAUAUUAUAUCACAAAGCACCGUUAUUUCUGAACAAAACGACCAGGAGGACGAAGAAUUACCUGAUGACAUAUUUCAUGAGUCUGAUGAAGAAGUGAGAUCUGAAAGUGAAGUUUUUUAAAUAUUUAUUGCUUACCUUUUCCAUUUGAUUGCUGUUCGUAAUUAUGCCCUCUUUAAGAAAUAAGCCAUAGUCGGCGUAGAACUUCUCGUAUUCCGACUGAUCUUUUUUUAGCUGGUCCAAAAGGAAUUUAAGCACGCGACUUGUUAAUACGUUUCGUAGCUUACUGAAAAGUGUUAUUUUUAUAUUAUUAAAUUAUUUUGUAUUUUUGAAUAAAUGUUUAUUUUGUUUAAA
Molecule: messenger RNA, 4379 nt
Organism: Aethina tumida (small hive beetle)
Lineage: Eukaryota; Metazoa; Arthropoda; Insecta; Coleoptera; Nitidulidae
Product: Fanconi anemia group D2 protein
Exons: 2
Coding region: 141-4148 (1335 amino acids)
Biological process (GO): mitotic intra-S DNA damage checkpoint signaling; homologous chromosome pairing at meiosis; double-strand break repair involved in meiotic recombination
Cellular component (GO): condensed chromosome; nucleus
Molecular function (GO): DNA polymerase binding
Source: RefSeq, a predicted model, not a curated record